AUGGGUGCCUCUAAUACUAAAAUUCAAUCAAGCUUUUGAUGUGCAGUAGAGAGAAGAGAUUGUAAAGAUAAAGGUGAUACUUCAAGUAAAACAAAGAUCAAGCGAGUGGAAGAUCACCAGAUCGUGGACACUACUUCUAAAGCCAAAUUAGCUGAGCAAGCAAAGGUGUGAAAUAAACAAUCUUCAAAAGAGUAUAAGAAGAGACUCAUGAGAGCGAAGCCUAAAAGUCAGGAGGUUAUGGCUAAAACUAAAAAUAAAAACAAGGCUUCAAAGAAAUCUCAGAAUAAAGCUAGCAAAAGAGAAUCAAUAACAGGCUGGGAUAAGCUUAUGAGUAGAAUAGAGCUGAGCAAAUUCAGCCAAAAGACCAGUCCUGCUGAAAUCAGAGAAGCUGGACUGUCAAGCACCUCAGCUUCCAAAUCAAGCCUUCACAAGACCACUUCCUUUACCUCAAAACCCUCUACAUUCUCCAAAGACCCCAACUUCGACUUCUUCAACGCCUUAAGCGAGUACUCAUCCCCUUCCAAAAGGUCCAAACCCAAAAACACCCCCCUCAAGAUCGACAGCUGCUACCUCACUAAGACCAAAUCAAAAACCUAUCCUCCCAAAAACUGCACUCAGUCCAAAAUCUUAACUUAGCC
Moneuplotes crassus is the source of this 638-nucleotide messenger RNA. The record is from the annotation of a GenBank genome assembly. Lineage: Eukaryota; Ciliophora; Spirotrichea; Euplotida; Euplotidae.